This is a messenger RNA of Aspergillus vadensis CBS 113365, 1914 nucleotides long. RefSeq lists its product as uncharacterized. The record is from RefSeq and is a predicted model, not a curated record. Bases 1 to 1914 code for a protein of 637 amino acids. NCBI's taxonomy places the organism in Eukaryota, Fungi, Ascomycota, Eurotiomycetes, Eurotiales, Aspergillaceae. The transcript is spliced from 2 exons.
AUGGCCGAGUCUGAUACCGUUGUCUCUAUCGCAAGUGACCCUGCGUCAUCCAAUCCAAAAAAGAACCCCAAGGCGAAAGAAGAAAAGAUUGGAAUAACCUCUCAUUGGAUUUUCAUUAUCUGGAGCUGGUUUCUACUCACCAUUCCCCUCUCAUCACUGACAGCUGUCUUCCUCGCACUGGUCUUUAGCUACCGGGUUGGACAUGGAGACUCCCCAUUUGAAAAUCUCCGCGUGGGCCUCGCGACAGAAAGUUCAUCAGAUGCGUACUACGUGAAUAUGAAUUCGAGUAUUCUACUAUUUGUGACCUCAUGGGCUAGUACCUUGGCUCCUAUGCUGUCGGGCUUUCUCAUCACGCUUGCGUCGUUUCCCAUCGCAAGAAGGUACCUCCAGGACAUACAACAAGGACGUUUCGAACGGCUGCCUACUCCAUACCAAAUGACGCUCAUGCUCAAGUUCUUUGAAGGGGGCACUCUCGGAGCGACCUGGAGCUGGAUUGUUUACCUCGUCUCGUGGAAAAAGAAGCGCCAGCCUCAGACUUCCACACUGUUCUCAGCCGCUUCUGUGGCUUUGCUAGCGACAUUACUUGGAGCGUUGGUUUCCUUGGCAGAUACCUGGCUUCACUUGACUACGACGACAGUCUCCUUCACUCGUGCCACGGCCGCCACGAACAAUACCGACUACAGCUUCGGCUUGACCCCUCAGUGUUUGAAAGGCAACAAUUCAGUCGCAGCACAGGAAGAUACUGGCCUAUGCAGUGUCUCGAUGGCUGUCACAGGUCAAUUCCUGGCAAAUGCAACCGUCAGUCUCGGCGUGCUAAACAACGUCUCUGAUUUUGCGACCGUGUACACCUACGACAACAACAGUACGAUGUACAGCUACCUAGGAAUACCGGAGGGCACGGCCUCGGUGACCGACCGGGAUUACGAAGCUCAAACAUAUGGUGCUGCGACACAGUGCGAGAUGUUCUCCAAAAGAUGCAACCUGACCGAAGUGACGACCUCUCUCCGAUACAACUGCUCGAGUGCCUUUGCUGGCUUCAUCGACUCCACCGAAUUAAUCACGGGCUUUUUUACAGACUCCAGCAUGACAACUGACAUCGAAGACAACGAGACUUCCAACUAUGGCACAGGAAACCCAUUUUACUACGUGAUCGCCGGCGUACUAAGUACUUCUGGUGGGACCGUCCCCAACUCGACAGAAUUCGUGCAGAACGAGUCGGGCGUGUAUGGCUACGUCCUGGGCUGCAACACCACGAUCUACGACAUCAUAUACGACCGAGUCAACAACUCCGUGACCCGAUUUGUACCCACCGACAGUAACACCUCGGUAUCCAACAUCUGGCAGACGAGCAUCGCGCAGACCGUAGACUGGGAACCGUCUAUCGAGCUGGAAAUCGGGGCAGCCGCGUUCAGUCAAACGGGCCAGGAGUUCGCAGACAAGAUCGCACAGUCGUUCAGCAAGGUGAUCUUGGCCCUUGGAGCAGACGGGGUUGAAUCGCGCCCAGCACUAGCAGCGCAGCAGAGGGAAACUUCUCUGGUAUCGCGGGUUCCCAUGGCUCCACUCUUCACCUUGGUUGCGGUGAAUUUCUUGUAUGUCAUCGUGGGCUUGAUUUUUGCGGGAAUUGCUAUCAGAACCGCUCAGGGAGCAGUCCCUGAUGUUCAUGCUCGGCUUGGAAUCUCGGGCCUCGUAGCAGAUCGGUUUGAGGAACCCGGAUCGCGCAAGGAGGUCCAUUCUGUUGAUGAAAUGUUCGAGGAGUAUGCUGGACAUCCGAGCCGACGGGUGGCUGUGGAGCCGGAAACUGAGGAUGGGGUGUACGUUUUCAAGAGUUGGGAUACAUCUAGAUCGAGUUCGGUGGAUGUGAGGGAAGGCUCUGUGGCGGUAGAGAGAUCUGGGCUGAGUGGCGAGAGUGCUUGA